Messenger RNA from Priceomyces carsonii, 582 nucleotides. Its product is annotated as tubulin-binding prefolding complex subunit. The record is from RefSeq and is a predicted model, not a curated record. Gene Ontology annotation, molecular function: tubulin binding. The transcript is spliced from 2 exons. Gene Ontology annotation, biological process: microtubule-based process; tubulin complex assembly; protein folding. Bases 1 to 582 code for a protein of 193 amino acids. Lineage: Eukaryota; Fungi; Ascomycota; Pichiomycetes; Serinales; Debaryomycetaceae. Gene Ontology annotation, cellular component: prefoldin complex; cytoplasm.
AUGACCGAUAUUCUUAAGACUUCAAAAACGAAUCCUCGUGGAAUACCUGAGGCACCGUUUAUUGAUAAGGUUGAAAAUUUUGUGAAAAAUCCUGAUGCAGACUUUGAUAAUGUCAUGGCAGCUUUCCAGGAGAGAUUACAGCAGUACAAAUAUAUGGAAUUAUCCAAGAGACAACAAUUGGUAGAUUUAAGCACUAAGAUACCUGAUAUUAAGAAAAACUUAGAUAUUAUUAACUACAUAGAAGAGAAAAAGGGUGAGGAAGAUUCAGAAGAAGCUCAGGAGGAAAAGAAAAUUGAAGCGAACUACGAGCUAAAUGAUACAUUGUAUACUAGAGCCUCGAUUGAUAUCAAUAGUCUUGAAUCUGUAUAUUUAUGGUUGGGUGCUGAAGUAAUGAUGGAAUACCCUUUGGACGAGGCUGUCAAACUAUUAAAUGAAAGAUUGGAGAAAAAUAAAACGCAGCUUAAACUCAUCAAAGAAGAUUUGGAAUAUUUGAAAGAGAACAUCACUACAAUGGAAGUUAACACCGCGAGGUUGUAUAAUUGGGACGUUCAACGAAGAAAGGAGGGUCAAAAAACAGCAUAA